Molecule: messenger RNA, 1503 nt
Organism: Stylonychia lemnae
Lineage: Eukaryota; Ciliophora; Spirotrichea; Sporadotrichida; Oxytrichidae
Source: the annotation of a GenBank genome assembly
AUGGAUAAUAGCAGUAAAGACAGAUUUCCUACUACUUUUGCAAAUAAUUCAAACCUUGAAAACAGAGGCUCAUCCUACGAUUAUUUAGAUAAUAGUACAAAUCGAAAGAAAUAGCUUAAUAAUGAUCUUUAUACUCCAUUAAUAGAACACUAGAUUAGAUAAAGAAGUGGUCUGACAGUGAUAGGAGCUGUUCGAUCAUAUAUUUCAACUAUUAUCGGUGCAGGAAUAGUCUCACUUCCCUAUGUAAUUCUUAAAGCUGGCUACUUAUUCGGUAUUUUCCUUCACAUAACAGUAAUAAUGAUACUUAUGUUUGUGACCCACUUGCUCUUAAAAGCUAGACAAAAUCUUGGGCUAGAAUCUUUCGGUGAGAUAGCUUACAUAUGUCUUGGAAGGCCUUCAAUCUUCAUUAUUAAUUUUGUUAUCACAGCAGCUACUUCAUUGAUUGUUACCAUGUAUGCCUUGCUUUUCAGCAAGAUUUGUGUUUCAUUUGCUCAGAGUUUAUUUGGAGAUACAUCAAACAGCGAUAAUCCAUUUGAACAGAUGAUCACUAUGAGAUUUUUCUACGUAAUUUUGCUUUACAUUAUUCUGAUGCCGUUUGUUUUGAAAAAGAAUUUCAAGGAACUUAAACUGACUAGCAUAUUGCUUAUCGUUGGAGUCAUUUCCAUGCUUUUAAUAUUCUUUGCCAAAGCUAACUUCAAGUCCUACUUUAUAAAUGAGAACGAUAAGAAAGUAGAUAUCUAUUAGAAGGGCAGUAUUGUAGAUUCUAUAUUCAUAGUUCUGACUGCUUAUGGAUAUAUACUCAACUACUAUCCUAUUUUCUCCUAACUUGAAGUGAAGACUAACAAGAAUGGCUACUUAUCUCCAUUAUUGGCUAUGAUAUUUUGCUUUAUAACCUACCUAUCUUUUUCAUAUUUCGCCAUGGAAACAUACGGUGAGUAUCUAAAUCCAAAUAUAUUUGAGAAUAUUUAAGUUGAGAGCAAUAUACCAUCAUAUUUCAUUAGAUUGAUAUUCCUAGCUAUCUUUAUUUGCAACAUUCCUUUCAUAUUCCUCCCUGGCAAAGAGUGUUUGCUAAUGUCUAUCGAUGAAGGCAGAAAUAAAACUAUUUCAAAGUAAAUUGAAAGAAGGAUUGAAAUUUUGAAAGGUGAUAAUUAGAGUCACAACAAGAGCAAAAAUGAUGAGGAUCUUAACGGAGCUUUGAUAUCUUAAAGAGUUUCAAACACGAUUUAUUAUUCACAAAGUGUUGGCUUAUUUACUUUGUAGCUAUUGCUUGCAGUAUUAAUUGAGGAUAUUACAAUUAUUUUUGGAUUUUUUGCAGCAUUAUCUGAUUCUACCACUAACUUCAUUCUCCCAGGGCUCUUCUAUAUAAUUAGCUUUAGAGUUGCUGGCAAGCAGCCUCAUACUCUUACAUUAAUAGCAAGUUAUCUCUGGGUAUUAGCAGGUUUAAGCCUUUUCUUCUUUGCUAACUAUAAUAACAUCAGAAAAAUAACAACUUCCGCAAUCUGA